This is a messenger RNA of Monopterus albus (swamp eel), 3032 nucleotides long. RefSeq names its product BRCA1 associated protein (gene brap). NCBI's taxonomy places the organism in Eukaryota, Metazoa, Chordata, Actinopteri, Synbranchiformes, Synbranchidae. Gene Ontology annotation, biological process: Ras protein signal transduction; protein ubiquitination. The transcript is spliced from 13 exons. The record is from RefSeq and is a predicted model, not a curated record. Gene Ontology annotation, cellular component: cytoplasm. Gene Ontology annotation, molecular function: ubiquitin protein ligase activity; nucleic acid binding; zinc ion binding.
UGCAAUGUGCAGUUAGUUCCUCUAGGUGGCAGCAACACGCCAGUGGUUAGUUAUGCCUGUCCAUUUUUGUUUGAAGAAGAGCUUCAUGCUACAAACAACCGUGAUUGUUAUUGCUAACUAAAUUCUCAGUUAACGUUACAGUGUUUAUGGUUGGCGGAAGGCAAAAUCAAUAUGACUAGUAUAAUGUUGGUCUUUUUGUUUAAUUAAAAAUUGCCCCAGGUGCCUUGACAUCUAGUUACAUUUGAACGCAAGUUAAUUGACUUGCUAGCUGGACGUGUAGCUAGCUGGUGUAGCUCGGUUAGCCGGUUGUCACUGUAUUGUGUCGAGAUCUUUUUCAACAGGGGAACGGAUCUCGACCCAACACCGGUUUUUCGUUCUCUGUAAACGUGGCAGUUUAUUUUAUAACACAUGAGUGUGUCUCUGGUCGUUAUCCGUUUGGAAAUUGCUGACCAGUCUCCUUUUCCACAAGGUUUCCAGUACUCAGCUGUUGAAGGUAUGUCAGAGGAGGAGCAGCAGGAGAAGGCUCUGGGUUUAGCCAAACACACUCUGAGUGGAAAGCCCGACCUGGAGAGAGAAGCUGUACUGCACCAACACAUUGGCAGUAGAGCCAUGGGGGACAUGGUUAUAGAAACGUUUGAACCCAGCCCAGGUAAGACAUGCAUGUCCCACAAUGUAAACGCAGAUGGUCAGGAGGGCACUGAGGCUUCACAAGACCACAGUGUAUCAACAGGCACGGGCCCUGACUCCCCCUCCAAGCAGCUGCCAGACCAGAUCUCUUUCUUCAGUGGGAACCCCUCUGUGGAGAUCGUCCACGGUAUCAUGCACCUCUAUAAGACCAAUAAAAUGACUUCACUGACUGAAGACGUAAGACGUAGCGCCAUGGUGUGCAUCCUGACUGUCCCGGCAACCAUGACGAGCCACGACCUCAUGAAGCUUAUGGCUCCAUUUAAUGAUGUCAUGGAGCAUAUGAAGAUCAUACGGGACUCCACCCCUAACCAGUACAUGGUUCUGAUUAAGUUCUCUACACAGGCAGAUGCAGACAGUUUUUACACAGCGUGUAAUGGCCACCAGUUCAAUUCCAUAGAGGAAGCCGUGUGCCAACUGGUCUAUGUGGAGCGGGCCGAGGUUAUAAAGUCUGAAGAGGGAGCCAGUCUGCCGGUGAUGGAGCUGACCGAGCUGCCGAAGUGCACGGUGUGCCUGGAGAGAAUGGACGAGUCUGUGAACGGCAUCCUCACCACUCUGUGCAACCACAGCUUCCACAGCCAGUGUCUCCAGCGGUGGGAAGACGCCUCGUGUCCAGUCUGUCGGUACUGUCAGACUCCAGAACCAGUUGAGGAGAACAAAUGCUUUGAGUGUGGAGUGCAGGAGAACCUGUGGAUUUGUCUGAUCUGCGGGCACAUCGGCUGUGGCCGCUACGUCAGCCGGCAUGCCUACAAACACUUUGAAGAAACGCAGCACACGUACGCUAUGCAGCUCACCAACCACCGUGUCUGGGACUACGCAGGAGAUAACUAUGUGCAUCGGCUGGUGGCCAGUAAGACUGACGGCAAGAUGGUGCAGUUUGAAUGUGAGGGAGACACCUGCCAAGCUGAGAAAAUUGAUGCACUUCAACUAGAAUACUCGUACCUGCUGACGAGCCAGCUGGAGUCUCAGAGGAUUUACUGGGAGAACAAGAUUGUUCAUCUGGAGAAGGAGACGGCCGAGGAGAUAAACAACAUGAAGGCUAAAUUUAAGGAAACCCUGGAGCGCUGUGAUAACCUGGAGCAGCGGUUCGGAGACAUAACCAAAGAGAAGCAGAACAUAGAGAAAAAGUACACUCAGCUGAACGGUCGAAUGGUGAAGCUGAGCCAGGAGCUGAAGGAGGAGCAGGAGAUGAACCGCUAUCUGAGAGCCAAUCAGACGCAGCUUCAGUCCCAGCUGGCAGAGGUGGAGCAGAAAGGGUAAGAGACGAGUGAUCACAAGGACGCGACAAUAGCAGAACUGCAGGAGCAGCUGAGAGACGUGAUGUUUUAUCUGGAGACGCAGCAGCAGAUCGAACACCUGCCUCCGGAGGCUCGCAGUGAAAUCCAAGAAGGACAGAUCAACAUUGCAGCCAGCCCGUCGGACGCGGCUCUGGACUCGGCAGCAGCAGGCACCUCCUCUGGCAGAGGCAGGAGAGGCCGUGGCAGGAAGAGGAAGUAGGAAGUGUUCGACCGUACUGGAAAGUGGUAGAAGCACCGGCUGCCUCUCAGUGUGGGCACAACCUUUUGUUAACAUGCCUGCAUCAUUGUGGCUUCUCAGAGAAGGAGAAUGGUGUCCUGAAACAGGAGUAAAUCGUCUUGAUCUUGACCUGCACAGUGGCCCAGCUCAACGCGAUGUAGCUUCUGCAGGGAGGAAGGUGCAGGUGGAUCACUCAGUAAAGGCACAACCACCUGUGUGCUUUCUAGAUAUAUUUAUCAUCUGUGUGAUGUGAAUAUAUUCAGCUCCUUCUGAAUCGGUGAUGGAGAUCUAUUUUGGUCAUAAAAUUAUGCUCAUUUGUGCCCAGUUUAAAAUCUUAUUUUUAACCAAAGUCCAUUUAACAAAUCACUUCAAACUAAUCAAAAUAUAAACAGCUGGUAGUUCAUGUCUGCUUUGUAUAAAGAAAUAUUAUGAUGAAGGUGUGUCAAGUUUCCUGAAUCCCUUCAGGCUUGACUUUUAAGUCUGUUAACUUAAAUUUUUUAAUAGUUUCUGAAAAUGCUACUCAGGGCAAGAAAUAGAUGGAGGAGAAGGGGGGUUAGAAACCAGGGUGUGGUUUGUGUGUGUUGGUUAGAGCAGCUGAUCGAUGACCAUUGUACCUGGACAACAGUUUCAGCUCUUGGGUGCGUUUGUUGCCACUGAAUCUGUUUGUGUUGUUUGCUCUGAAGUCAGGCUCCUGAAUUUACUAAACUGUUUUCUGAGUUGUUCACGUUGCUCUGAGGUGUAAAGGUGAAAUGGAUGCUUUUCAGAUUGCAGUGAACUGAUGUAAACACCAUCAGAUUAAAGAUACAGGUGCAGCUUUGGCUGUUAGUGCUGUA